Messenger RNA from Plectropomus leopardus (leopard coralgrouper), 1045 nucleotides. It is a transcript of the gene cxcl12b, whose product is annotated as chemokine (C-X-C motif) ligand 12b (stromal cell-derived factor 1). The record is from RefSeq and is a predicted model, not a curated record. NCBI's taxonomy places the organism in Eukaryota, Metazoa, Chordata, Actinopteri, Perciformes, Serranidae. Gene Ontology annotation, molecular function: chemokine activity. Gene Ontology annotation, cellular component: extracellular region. Gene Ontology annotation, biological process: immune response; chemotaxis; defense response.
CUGGCGCUCACAGUUGCGCCCUGGAUUGUAGCAGAGAGAGCAGCCCUCCUGCAGCCUGUUAGCCCGCCACCAUGGAUGUCAAACUGCUGGCGCUGACGGCUCUGCUGGCCGUGGCCACACAUGUACCAACCUCCAACGCAAAGCCCAUCAGUCUGGUUGAGCGGUGCUGGUGUCGUUCCACCCUCAACACGGUUCCUCAGCGCGCCAUCAAAGAGCUCAAAUUCCUCCACACACCCAACUGCCCCUUCCAAGUCAUUGCCAAGCUGAAGAGCAACAGGGAAGUUUGCAUCAACCCAGAGACCAAGUGGCUGCAGCAGUACUUAAAGAACGCCAUUAACAAGGUGAAGAAAUCUCGAAGACGCAGUAACAAGAAAAACUAAACCCAAGGGAAGACCUGUAUGUCGUCAGGCCUGGCAUCCUCGGGUCUAACCUGUAUACCUCCCUGUCACUGCUAUGGAUGUAUGUAAACAUGCUGUAUGUACCUGUCCACCUCUCUGGACUGCUUGCAGAACCAGCACUUCACCGCCAGACUGUGCCGUCCCCUGCACCGCCACCGAUCCCCCCGGACAACCACGCAGUCACCUCCAACUCUGCAUGUUAACAGCAAGUGCAAUUAUACCUUUGAAUGACAGGACACAUGUAAAUGUCAGAUGUAUGUGUGUGAGCACUGUGCACGAGAGAGUGUGUGUUUGAAUGUGCAACAUAUAAACUAACUCUGAUCGUGUGCCUGGAAAUAGUAUUUUCUCACUUCACACAGCCAGAGAGGAUCAAUAAGAGCUUUCUGUCUCACGCAAAGGGUUUGUGGGUAAUGCCACUUUCAUGUCACAUCAGAAGAAAUAUUCACAUCUGCCUCCUUGGUGGAAUUAUAGUUAAAUGUGCUAAAUGUAGUUUUGCAAGCAGAAGAAAUGCAGAACUCACAAACUACAAAGGUCAGUUCACCCAUGCCACUUUUUUUCACAGUAAUAUCACCACUUAUGCUGCGUUAACGUGGAAUCUGGGAGGCAGUAGAUGGUAAACCAUCAUUUUAGUGGACGAGAGCAUGACG